Molecule: messenger RNA, 999 nt
Organism: Paraglomus brasilianum
Lineage: Eukaryota; Fungi; Glomeromycota; Glomeromycetes; Paraglomerales; Paraglomeraceae
Source: the annotation of a GenBank genome assembly
AUGAUACGAACAAAAGUAACACCCUCUUUCAAUCCUUAUCCACUAUUCGAUUCCUCGACUACAACCAACAUAUCGUCCGAUGGCACCCAAGUAUUUCAACUUGAGAGCUACCGUGCAGAAGAGCUUUUAUUCGAACAUAACCCGCCAUAUAUCCUCACUCUGCCCUUUGAAAAAAUCUUAGCCAAAGGCAAACGGGCUGCAAAAAAUAAAACUCCGCGCCCAUUAAAUCAAUACAUGAUAUUCCGCAAAGAUUUCGAAGCCAGAUACAAAUUAGAACAUCCCAAUCAACGACUUUCUACAACAGAGUAUACUAGAAUGGCCACCAAGGCAUGGCGUAAACUUCCAGAACAAACAAAAAGAUAUUUCGUCUAUCUGCAAAGAGAAGGAGAAAAGUGGCACAAGCGUACAUAUCCCAACUACAAAUUUUCGCCAAAGAAAAAUAAAAAGACAAAAUGCAAGCCGGGCAGAAAGAGAAACAACGUCACUACUAUUAGUAAUCUUAGUCGGCCAAACAGGGAAAACAAUACCACAAAUAAUGAUAACACAAAUCGUAACAACGCAAAUCGCAAUAACGAUGGUGAAACAAUAUUAAGUUUUAACAAUUUUUAUCCAACCACCACCACGAUACCGUCAACGGUUUUGUUCAAUCCCACGCUUGACACCACCAAUCUUUAUCCCAACUUUAACACUAAAACACCUCGACCCCCCGACAAUACGUUCGUCGACACUCUUUCUACUACCGCACUUUCUCCUCCCCUGACACCAAGCGAUAAUGGCAACAGUCAUGGGUAUAGUUACGGAGAACACAUCGAGAACGUAAUAAAUGAAGUGACAAACGGCAAUUUAGGACAGCAAACAAAGGGCAGUGAAUGGGAGAAUUUUGGAUACAUAGAUGAUUUAAGGAAAUACAUGUUUGGGAAUAUGGACAACGAUAUGAAUCACAAUUUGCAUGCUGAUACCGAUAUCAGUAGUCAUCUUGAUAAUAUCCUCGUUUAUUAG